Geodia barretti is the source of this 975-nucleotide messenger RNA. NCBI's taxonomy places the organism in Eukaryota, Metazoa, Porifera, Demospongiae, Tetractinellida, Geodiidae. The record is from the annotation of a GenBank genome assembly.
ACAGAGAAGUUGCAAAGUUCCUAACUCCCUUUAAAACUGCGGACUUCCUCAUCUGACACUACAGGAUACAAAGGGGAGGUACUGCCCAAGAAAGCCGAGUACGUCAACUCGAGUAACCCACUGAGUAUAGAAGGUGAGACAUCUCUGGAAGUAAGUCAGUCUGCACCGCAGUUAAACCCAGUCUUGGCUAUAUACAAAGAAUACCUGAAGUCCUAUUACGAUGCUAGAGCCCUAGCUCCAGCAGACAAGUACCUUCCCACUCUCAGUGUCCCCUACAUCAACCUAGCCAUGGUUGGUAGAGGGUUCUGUGCCCCUGAGCAGAGAGAUGAGUUCACUAGACAAACACUGCAUGGAGGGGUAGACCAGAUUCUCCAGAGUAAGAAACCUAUAAGCAUUAGGGACCUGCUGACUCCAGAAGACAUUGGUGCUCCAGUCAGGUUCAUUCUGGUAGAAGGUCCUCCAGGAAUUGGUAAGAGUACCUUUGCCUGGGAGGCGUGUAGGAGAUGGGACGAGAUAGAAAGCCUCAGUGGCUACCACACUGUUGUACUGCUCAAGUUGAGGGAAAAGUGGGUCUUGAAUGCCACAUCACCUUCUGACCUCUUCAGAUACCCUCCUGAUCCUGAAUUUAGUAAAGCGAUUGCAAAAGCAUUGAAUAGUUCCCAUGGGCAUAACCUCUUGCUGAUUUUAGACGGAUUCGACGAAGUCUCUCACAGUUUCCAUGAGAACUCUGUCAUAAAAAGUAUCUUGUGCAGGCAGCCCUUGCCAAAAUGUACCAUCAUCCUAACUACUAGGCCAUCCGCUAAGCACACGCUCCGAAGCGUCUGCCAGCCUCGAGUUGAUAAACACGUAGAAAUUAUCGGGUUCACAGAUGAAGAGAGGGUGAGGUAUGUCACUGAGGUCUUUAACAAGGAACCAGAACUUCAAGUGAAUGUUCUUAAAGUACAUGUUUCUUGUCCCUCACAUAAGUCAAUGAUG